GAUUUUGGUGGCUGUUGGGAUCAUCAUUUGCCUUUAGUAGAGUUUGCUUAUAAUAACAGUUAUCAGGCAAGUAUAGAGAUGGCUCCAUAUGAGGCAUUAUAUGGUCGAAAGUGUAGGUCACCGGUUUGUUGGGAUGAAGUUGGAGAAAGAAGGCUUACUAGACCAGAGUUGAUACAAUUAACUUUAGAGAAGGUUCGACAAAUUCGUGAUCGACUUUUGACUGCUCAAAGUCGACAGAGAAGUUAUGCUGACCCUAAGCGUAAAGAUGUAGAAUUUAUGAUUGGUGAUCAUGUAUUUCUGAGAGUUUCCCCUAUGAAAGGAAUCAUGAGAUUUGGGAAGAAAGGGAAGCUUAGCCCUCGUUUUGUUGGUCCAUUUGAAAUUUUGGAGAGAAUUGGAGCAGUUGCUUACCGUUUAGCCCUUCCACCUGGUUUUGCACAUGUACAUCCAGUUUUCCAUAUUUCUAUGCUUAGGAAGUAUGUACCAGAUCCAUCUUAUGUUUUACAACCUCAAACCAUGCAAAUUAGGGAUGAUAUGUCAUAUGAGGAACAACUAGUAAAGAUUUUAGAUCGACAAAUUAGGAAACUCCGGUCUAAGGAAGUAGCUUUGAUCAAAGUCUUGUGGCAUAAUCACUCAAGCAGUGAGGCCACAUGGGAGGCAGAAUCUAAAAUGCGAGCCAAAUAUCCUCACUUAUUUGAU
Hevea brasiliensis (rubber tree) is the source of this 696-nucleotide messenger RNA. RefSeq lists its product as uncharacterized. NCBI's taxonomy places the organism in Eukaryota, Viridiplantae, Streptophyta, Magnoliopsida, Malpighiales, Euphorbiaceae. The annotation marks the transcript as partial. The transcript has a single exon. The record is from RefSeq and is a predicted model, not a curated record.